AUGUCGUCAUUUGAUUUUGAUGAUUUAUUAUCGUUAUCCGAUGAUGUUAAUCUUCAAAAUGAAUCUAAACAAUGUUCUAUGUUGUAUGAUAAUGUAUUCGAUGAAGUAACAUCUUCAUCGUUUGAAACUGAUCAAUAUCAAUUAUCAACAUUAUCAGACAAUAGUAGUUCAACACGUGAAUGUCAACUUUCAUAUUUAGAAUGUCGUGUAUGUGGUGCUCCAGCUCAUGGAUAUAACUUUGAUCAAAUUACUUGUGAACCAUGCAAAGCAUUUUUUCGUCGAAAUGCAUUCCGAGAUAUGUCUCAAUUAAAAUGUCAAUUUUCUGGUUCUUGUAUUAUUAAUAGUUAUACACGUCGACAAUGUACAUAUUGUCGAUUAAAAAAAUGUUUUGAUAUUAAAAUGUGUAAAGAAUUAAUUCUUACUGAAGAAGAAAAACAAUCAAGACAUUUAAUAAGAUUAGCAAAAGAACAAUUAAAAAAAUUUGUUCUAUCAAAUGAUCAACAAUCUCUUAUUACUCUAUCAAAAGGUUUACGAAAAAAAAAAAAACAUUUAAUAAUAAAAUCAACUAAUCAAGAACAUAUUACUAAUUCGAUUUAUAAAAUGUAUCAUUUUAAUUUUAAUUCUAUUCUAUAUGAUGAAGAUCGAAUAUUAUUGAAUAAUAUCAAUAAUGCUUAUCAAUUAACAAUAGAUAAAUAUGAUUAUUCCUAUGUUAAUAAAUAUACAUCAUUAACAUCUCUUAUACAAUUUAUGAAUGAUGAAAAUGUUAUGUACGAAUCAUUAAUUAAUUUUUUUAAACAUAUACCUGAAUUUAAACAAUUAGAUAUAGAUGAUCAAAUUAUAUUGAUCAAAACUAAUUUACUUAUUAUUAUACAUUUACAUCAUGUGAUAGUAUAUAAUUUUCAAGAUUGUACAAAUCUUGGUAAGUGUAUGUCAAAAUGGAUAAAUGAAGAUUUUCAUUAUCAAAUGGUACAAAUACGUCGAUAUUUCUAUCGUUUUAUGAAUUAUCCAUUAUUAUUAGAACUUGCAUUACUUGUUUUUAUGUUUAGUAUUAAUUUAUCUGCAUUAUCUGAUAUAAAUCAAUCAUAUGAAUAUAAAAAUAAAAAAAUAUUAUUUCAUUUUCAAAAUUAUUAUACAAAUAUUUUAUGGCGUUAUUUAAAUUAUUUAUUUGAUGAAAAACAAGCUAUUGAAUCAAUGCAAAUAAUAGUGAUGCAAAUUUUACGUUAUCAAUUAUUAAUGAUUACAAUGAAAAAUUCUAUACAACAAAAUCCUGAUUGUAAUAAGUUUCAUGUAUUAAUGCAGUCUGUAUUUGAACUUUAG
Molecule: messenger RNA, 1317 nt
Organism: Rotaria sp. Silwood1
Lineage: Eukaryota; Metazoa; Rotifera; Eurotatoria; Philodinida; Philodinidae
Source: the annotation of a GenBank genome assembly